UGUUUAUCUCUCUUCCUCUUUUCUUUUUCCAAAAAUCACAUCUAAACGAAACCAUAGAGAAUCAAACAAACUGUUUUUCCAAAAAAAAUAAAAUUGAAAGGCUUUUGUAGAAGAGAGAUAUGACAAAUGGAAGAGUAUUAGAGAGUUCGCCGGUACAUCACCUCACGGCGGCUAGAAACCCUAAUUGGUGGAACAAAGUAAGUGGCGGUUUGAUGCCACCACCACAGCCGCAGCUGCCUCCGUGUACCGCCACUUAUCUUCGUCCGAGUCUCUUGCCCAACUACUUUCCUUCUCCGUCUUCUUCUUCUUUUUCUCUGCUUCCUACUAGUAACCCUAACUUAUGUUCUUGGCUUGACAAUAAUGACGAUCCGCCUCUUGACCAGCCAUGGAGCCUUAGCCAACUCCUCUUGAGUGGAUCGAUGAUGGGAGACGAAGAAAGCAUGGAGAUGAUGAACCAUCAUCAUCAAAAUCAACAGCAUAGUUACCAAGCGAAGAAGCAGAAGGAUUGGGACGAACAAGUUUUGAGGCAUCAAGCUUCCAUCAAACAAGAGAUUAAGAAUAAUAAAGACUAUAUGAUAAUGUCGUUACCGACGUCGCCUGUAAACAAGUCUUAUAUGACCACAACAGCAAUUCACAAUUUCAGUGAAGAUAGCAACAAUAACAACAGCAAGGGUCUUAAACUUUCUGCGUGUACUAGCUCAGAGAAUAUUGGGUCUUGUUUUGCAAAUAAGAAACCAAAGCUUCAAGUACCUUCUCUUUAUCCUUCAUCACAAUCUACUCUCAAGCUUACAUUGGUGAGAAAGGAGAAACUUGGAGGCAGAAUCGCAGCUCUUCAUCAGCUAGUAUCACCAUAUGGCAAGACUGACACAGCAUCUGUCUUGUCGGAGGCUAUUGGAUACAUUAGAUUUCUCCACAGUCAAGUUGAGGUUCUUAGUGUACCAUACUUCGGGACUGCGUCGAGAAAUAAUAUGAUGCACCAACAUGCACGAGGAGAUAUGAACGGUUUAUUCCCUAAGGACCCUGGUCAGCUUGAGAAGGAGAAUUGCAUGCAAAGAUCAAAAGGAGCUUCAUCAUCAUCUACGGACAAAUCAAACCUUAACGACGAAACUAAGAAAGAUUUGAAAAGCAGAGGACUGUAUCUUGUCCCAAUUUCAAGCACACUCCAAGUUGGCAGCUACAAUGCCGUCGACUACUGGCCUCCGGCUUUUGGAAUCACUUUCCAGUAA
Eruca vesicaria subsp. sativa (arugula) is the source of this 1226-nucleotide messenger RNA. NCBI's taxonomy places the organism in Eukaryota, Viridiplantae, Streptophyta, Magnoliopsida, Brassicales, Brassicaceae. The record is from the annotation of a GenBank genome assembly.